AUGGAAACAAACUACCUAAAGAGGUGCUUCGGAAAUUGCCUGGCCCAGGCACUGGCAGAGGUGGCAAAGGUUCGGCCCAGUGACCCAAUAGAAUACCUGGCUCACUGGCUUUAUCAUUAUGAGAAAACAGCGAAAGCAAAAGAAAAGAAUAGGGAAGAGAAGAUCCAGCUACAGGAGGAAUAUGACGGUAGCCUCAAGGAAAUGGAAAUGACAGAGAUGCUGAAACAGGAAGAAUAUCAGAUUCAACAGAACUGUGAAAAGUGUCAUAAGGAACUGAAUUCUGAAACUGUUUCCACGAAGAAGACCAUAUUCAUGCAGGAGGACACAAACCCCCUUGAGAAGGAGGCCUUGAAGCAGGAAUUCCUGCCGGGUACUUCCAGUAGGAUUCCAGGAAUGCCUCAACAGGUUCCUCCUUCAGAGUCUGCUGACCAGAUUGACUGGAACUUCAAAAUGCCAAAAUAA
Messenger RNA from Rhinopithecus roxellana (golden snub-nosed monkey), 462 nucleotides. It is a transcript of the gene DYDC2, whose product is annotated as DPY30 domain containing 2. Gene Ontology annotation, cellular component: Set1C/COMPASS complex. NCBI's taxonomy places the organism in Eukaryota, Metazoa, Chordata, Mammalia, Primates, Cercopithecidae. The transcript is spliced from 3 exons. The coding region runs from base 1 to 462 and encodes 153 amino acids. The record is from RefSeq and is a predicted model, not a curated record.